GGUCGCGCCAUGUCAUUUAUAUUUACAAAAUUUAUUGAUAUAUUUCCUAAAUAUAUUUCAUUUCCAUCGAAUUUCAUGUAUUAAAAAAGUGCUAUUUAUUGACCGUGGUGAUUGAAAGUAUUUUACUAUUCUGUCACCUCGGUACUGGAAAUGCCACCGCUAUCGGGAGGUUUCGGUGAACAAAUAGAGGAUUAUGAGGUAUUAAAUUUACUUGGAAAAGGCGGCUUUGCUAGUGUCUAUCGAGCGAAAUGUCUUCGCAGCGGCAUGGAAGUGGCGAUCAAGAUGAUCGACAAGAAAUUGAUGCAAGCUGCUGGGAUGGUGGGUAGAGUACGUCAAGAAGUCGCAAUACAUUCAAGACUAAAGCAUCCAGCAGUACUUGAAUUGUAUACAUUCUUUGAGGAUGCUAAUUAUGUUUAUUUGGUAUUAGAGCUGUGUCAUAAUGGAGAGCUUCAACGUUUUCUUAAACUACAGGGUUCUCGUUCAUUACCCGAAGAGCAAGCUGCUCGUAUAAUUAGACAAGUAGUGCAAGGAUUGUUAUAUUUGCAUUCACAUCAAAUACUGCAUAGAGAUAUGUCCUUGUCUAAUUUGCUCUUAAGUAGAGAUAUGCAAGUGAAAAUAGCAGAUUUUGGUUUGGCUACUCAAUUGACAAGGCCUGAUGAGAAACACUUAACGAUGUGCGGUACUCCUAAUUAUAUAUCGCCCGAGAUAGCAACGAGAUCAUCGCAUGGUUUAGAAGCAGAUGUAUGGAGUUUAGGGUGUAUGCUAUAUACUUUAUUAGUUGGCAAGCCACCAUUUGAUACAGACGCUGUUAAAAGUACGUUGACACGUGUUGUGAUGGCUGAUUAUGUAAUGCCAGCUCAUUUAUCAGAUAAUGCUAAGGAUCUUAUUGACAAAUUGUUAAAGAAAAAUCCAAAAGAUAGAAUUCGCUUGCGCGAUAUUCCGAAACAUCCGUUUAUAAGUAAUUUAGAAAGAAAUAAAUUACAUAGUGAGAAAAAUGGUAUGAGUAAAGGGCUAUUCGGGGAUGGUAUGCUUGAUUCAGGAGUAGGAAGAACUUUGUCUUCCUACGGUAGACCGAGAAUGCGUUCUAAAUCGGAAGAAAGAAUGUCAACGAUGCCGAUGAUGUCCAAUGGUCUAGGACCAAUGUUUAGUGCAAGAAGCGAAGCUUUAUCUGAACCUAUUACAAAAACAAAUUUAUACAAAGCAAAUUGCAUCGAUUACCGCGCAAAAGAAAAUUCGAUGUUAGCUGGGAUACCACCACCUCCGCAAAGUAGGGUAUGUUCGCAGAAUGAGCAUUAUAGCAAUUGUGAUGUAUAUGAAGAGAUUGAAAAGCAGAAGAAUGAUAAAUAUAAAAGAAAGGAGAAGGCUGAGAACUGUUUUGAAAAUACCGAAGAUGGGGGAAAAUUGCAAGUUCCACCUUUGAGUUCAGAAAGACUACAACCUACUAGACAUAGAACAAAAAAUGCGAUCCUUACUAUUUUAGAUAACGGAGAAGUGUGCAUUGAAUUUAUCAAACGUCGAAAUGGUGUGGAAAAAAUAAGCGAAGUAUGCCGUAUAUCGAGUGACGGUUUAAGAGUUAUCCUUUAUAAACCCAUCGUUUCAACGGAAGUGGGUAAUCAACCACCUCCAUUACCAUCUCGUGGUGCAGAUAGUAUUUAUUCCUACGAAAAUUUACCUACACGUCAUCAUAGGAAAUAUGUAUACGCUUCGCGUUUUAUUAAACUUGUGAGAGCUAAAACACCAAAACUAACGCUGUACACGCAACGAUCAAAAUGUCUUUUCAUGGAAAAUGGGCCACAUCCUGAUUGUGAAGUUCACUUCUAUAAUGGAGUGAAGGUUGUGCGUGUUGAUGGUAAUGUUAAAAUAACUGAGAGAAGCGAUGGUUCUACUUAUACAGAAAGUGAAUUUCCAUCACAUUAUGAUGAAUAUUAUGAACAUUAUUCGGAGUGCUAUCAACGUUGCUUGUUGCUGGAGUCUACUUUAACAUCUCUAGAAGCGGCAACGGGACAUACUUGUUUUCCCGUAAUAAUUGGACGUAGGCCUAACACGGCCUUAAAUGAUUCUCCUUGUUCGCAAGGAAAAGAAAAUAUUUCGCAGACAACGAACAGCACACCCGUGAUGCCAUCUUUUGAUGCCAGUUCUGUUAUUUCGACAGUAGCGUCACGGUCACGAAAACUAAAUUCCAUAAGAAAUUUAAAUAAUACUAAUAAGAUAGCGAUUCCGGGUAUAGGUACGGCGACACAACUAUCAUCCGGAGAUAUUCGCGUUGAUUAUAAGGAUGGUACUGCUUUAACUGUAAGUCCUCAAACCUAUGGUGGGGGUAUAGUUUAUGAGAGCAACAAUGGUAUGGUUACAAGAUAUAAUCAACAUCAUCAACAAAAUUCGGAAGUACCACAUAUUGUUAAAGAAAAAUUACGUCACCUCCCAGUAGUUAUUAAAUACAUAGUUCAACCGAAGCAUAAAAAUAUCCGGUAGUUGUAAAUGUAUAUUUAGAGAAUUGAAUAUUUUGUAUAGAAUAUAGAUUUAGAGUAGUAUAAUUAUA
Messenger RNA from Osmia bicornis bicornis, 2539 nucleotides. RefSeq names its product serine/threonine-protein kinase PLK4 (gene SAK). Gene Ontology annotation, biological process: protein phosphorylation. The record is from RefSeq and is a predicted model, not a curated record. Lineage: Eukaryota; Metazoa; Arthropoda; Insecta; Hymenoptera; Megachilidae. The transcript has 11 exons. Bases 151 to 2472 code for a protein of 773 amino acids. Gene Ontology annotation, molecular function: ATP binding; protein binding; protein kinase activity.